GCAUCGCCCGACGACACGCAAUGGCAUUGGACAGCGUAGUGGCAAAAUUGUUGGUCCAACAACAGGAAGCAUCAGAACGGCAGCAGCGGUUAAUUGUAACGCUGGCGAGUUUAAUACAGAACAACAAAGGGGGUAGUAGUUUGCAGCAACAACAGCAGCCAGAGGCAUUAGCAGACAUCAUUUCUCGCGGUAUUCAUGAGUUCAUUUAUGACCCAGAUAAUAACCAAAUUUUCUCAAAUUGGUUCAGCAGGUACGAACAGCAUUUUACGGAAGAUGCGAAAUCAUUGGACGACGCCUGCAAAGUUAGACUUCUCUUAAGAAAAUUGAGCCCGCAAGUUUACGAACAAUACGCAAAUUGUAUUUUACCGAAGCUACCUAAAGACUGCGAUUUCCAAAAUACAGUUCGGCAAUUGAAAAAACUUUUUGAUCGUCAAGAGUCAAUAUUCAGUGUGCGUUAUAAAUGUUUACAAAUCACCAAAGAAGAGUCCGAAGAUUAUACCGCAUACUCAGGUCGAGUAAACAGUCAGUGCGAAAAAUUUUUCCAAGGCAAAAUGUCUUCUGCGGAAUUAAAAGUGCUUAUAUUUAUAUGUGGACUUCGAUCACCGGCAUAUAACGACAUUCGGGGAAAAUUGCUUUCAAUGCUAGAUACAAAUGUAGAUACCACAUUGGAGCAAUUGACAUCAGCAGCGCAAAGACAAAUUGUUUUGCGUGACGAUACAAAGCUUGUUGAAACCACAAAUCCUUCGACGGUGAAUGCGAUUUCUGCAGAUGGUAAGUCAGAAUUUCGUUCAAGUAAACAAAAGCUAAAAAGCCAUACCAAACCAACCAAUCAAGUAAACGAAGUACCAAAACGUCCAUGUUGGCAAUGCGGAGCCAUGCAUUUUGUUAAAUAUUGCACGUACUCACAACACAAGUGUAAAGAUUGUGACAAAAUUGGGCAUAAAGAAGGUUAUUGUAGUUGUUUCUCUAAACGAGCAAGUACCUUAAACUCAGGUCAACGUAAAAUUAAUCGAAAUACGCAAAGAAAAUUUCAGCAACGUAGAAAUUUUAGAACGAAAGUUGUUGUAGCCAAGCACAGUGUGAAGAGCAUAAACAACAUUAAUAUGCAGCGCAAGUACAUUAAUGUGGUCGUAAAUUCGUGUCAAAUCAAGCUACAAUUCGACACAGCCGCAGAUAUCUCUCUGAUUUCAAAAAUUAAUUGGGCGAAGCUAGGUAAACCAGCAUUACAUACGUGUGAGCAUAAAGCAUCAGAUGCAUCGAAGAACCAAAUCCCUCUUAUGGGGCAAUUCGAAGCAAUAGUAACUCAUAAAAACACAUCGCAUAGCUGUAUAAUUUACGUCACAAGCCUCCCAAACUUAAACAUUUUUGGGAUAGAUUUAAUUGAAAAAUUCGGAUAUUGGGACACACCCAUUCGUUCGGUUUGCAAUGUAAUUACAAGCAAUAUGAAUAAAGAUGCGAUAUUCAAAGUCAUUCUAAGUAAAUAUCCAGAAGUGGUCCAACAGCAUACAGGCCACUGCACCAAAUUUAAAGUCAACUUAGAAAUAAAACAAAAUUGUAAACCCGUGUUCAAAACGAAAAGACCCGUACCAUAUGCAUCAUUAGCAGCGGUAGAGCAAGAGCUAAACAGACUACAAGAUGAAAAUAUCAUCACACCUAUUACACAGUCAGAUUGGGCAGCACCCAUAGUAGUUGUACGUAAGCCAAAUAAUCGCAUUCGAAUUUGUGCUGAUUAUUCGACAGGUUUAAACGAUUGCAUGAAACCUAAUCUGUAUCCAAUUCCGCAUGCAGAUGAUAUAUUCGCACAAAUGUCGCUUUGCAAAUAUUUUAGCAAAAUAGAUUUAUCCGACGCUUACCUUCAAUUGGAAGUCGAUGACGAAUCCAAGAAAAUUCUCACGAUAAACACGCACAAGGGUCUGCGCCAGGUGCUUUUCAAAAAGCUAUGGAAACUAUCCUCAGCAAUUUAGAGGGGGUUAU
Molecule: messenger RNA, 1974 nt
Organism: Rhagoletis zephyria (snowberry fruit fly)
Lineage: Eukaryota; Metazoa; Arthropoda; Insecta; Diptera; Tephritidae
Source: RefSeq, a predicted model, not a curated record